This is a messenger RNA of Cariama cristata (Red-legged seriema), 1238 nucleotides long. It is a transcript of the gene TRAM2, whose product is annotated as translocation associated membrane protein 2. The record is from RefSeq and is a predicted model, not a curated record. Gene Ontology annotation, cellular component: endoplasmic reticulum membrane. Lineage: Eukaryota; Metazoa; Chordata; Aves; Cariamiformes; Cariamidae. The annotation marks the transcript as partial. The transcript is spliced from 10 exons. Gene Ontology annotation, biological process: protein insertion into ER membrane; SRP-dependent cotranslational protein targeting to membrane, translocation.
GUUACCGCCAAGACUGCCUUCCUGUUUAUCUUACCUCAGUAUAAUGUUAGUGUGCCUACAGCAGAUGGGGAGCUGGUCCAGUAUCACUAUGGGCUGAAGGAUCUGGUCACCAUCCUCUUCUACAUCUUCAUCGCCAUCAUCCUGCAUGCGGUGGUGCAGGAGUACGCCCUGGACAAAAUCAACAGGCGUCUCCAUCUCUCCAAGGUCAAGCACAGCAAGUUCAAUGAAUCGGGACAGCUGGUUGCCUUCCACCUCACCUCCAUGAUUUGGUGCUUGUACGUCGUGGUGACGGAAGGAUACAUAUCAAACCCCCGGAGUUUGUGGGAAAACUACCCGCAUGUUUAUCUUCCGUUCCAGGUGAAGUUUUUCUACCUGUGCCAGCUGGCGUAUUGGCUGCAUGCCCUGCCAGAACUCUACUUCCAAAAAGUUCGCAAGGAGGAGAUCCCCCGCCAGCUGCGGUGCAUCGCACUCUACCUGGUGCAUAUCGCCGGCGCGUACCUCCUCAACUUAACCCGCUUGGGGCUGAUCCUCUUGCUGUUGCAGUAUUUAGCCGAAUUCUUCUUCCACAUGGCCCGGCUGGUCUGCUUCACCGAUGAGAACAACGAGAAGCUGUUUAAUGUCUGGGCUGUCGUGUUCGUGGUCACCAAGCUCUUCACCCUCACCUUGUACAUCCUGGUCAUCGGCUUUGGGCUGCCACGGGUGGAGAACCAGGCCCUCAACCCCGAGAGAGGGAACUUCUUCAGCUUUCUCUUCAACAAUAUCCUCUUCAGAAUGAGUGUGCUGCUGUUGGUGUGCCUCUUCCAGGCUUCGGUGAUGUGGCGUUUCAUCCACUUCCAGCUGCGGCGCUGGAGGGAGUACUGGAACGAGCAGAGCAGUCGGAAGCGAGCCGCUGCCGCCGCCGGCACCAAGCAACAAACCAAGCCGCUCAAGAGGGACUCGGGUUACCACGAAAAUGGAGUGGUGAAAGCGGAGAACGGCACUUCACCGCGAACUAAGAAGCUGAAAUCGCCGUAGAAGCAAAGGCUUGUCUCCUGGGGAGGAGGGCGAGAUACCGGGACUAAGAAGCAGCCCCUCCUCCUGGUCCUCACGAGCGUCGUCUUGAAUGGCUUGGAAACCGGUCAUCUUCCCAAGGUGUCUCUCGCUCUCCUCCCUUCCUUUCUUGCUCUCUUGAACCAUUUGCAAUAAAACCAAAAAGGUCCCUUUCCCCUGCUCCCUUCCCCUUGUAGGAACCUCUUCCA